AUGUUUCUCAUCACUUGCUUCAUCUUUGGUCUCUUGGGCAGCCUUACCUGGGCAGGUCCAAAGGUUCGGACCGUCUGCCCUCCUGGCACCUUUCGCUAUAAAGAUGGAAGCCAGUGGUAUUGCUACAAGUUCUAUGAAGAUCAGUUCACCUUUCAUGAUGCUGAGGAAGAGUGUCAAUUCCAAUGGAGAGGCCAUUUAGCAUCUCUGACAAAAGACAAGCAGGUCAAAAGCAUCGGUGCCUACGUCACCAAAGAAAACCUGGAGGGUGAUUUGGUCUGGAUUGGACUCCGACGAGAUAAAGGGUCCAAUGUGAAAACUGGAUGGCGCUGGACUGAUGGGACACGAUCCACGUAUAAAAAGUGGAGCAAUGGUAAACCCAACGUUGUGUCUAACGAUGACACUUGCGCCGGUCUCUCUCCUGCAUCUGGGCACGAGAAAUGGGUUGAUGUAAAAUGUGGCUGCAAAUAUCCUUUCCUCUGCAAAUGGAAACCC
Molecule: messenger RNA, 492 nt
Organism: Protobothrops mucrosquamatus (brown spotted pit viper)
Lineage: Eukaryota; Metazoa; Chordata; Lepidosauria; Squamata; Viperidae
Product: lithostathine-1-alpha-like
Exons: 5
Biological process (GO): positive regulation of cell population proliferation; antimicrobial humoral immune response mediated by antimicrobial peptide; venom-mediated disruption of cell wall in another organism
Molecular function (GO): signaling receptor activity; peptidoglycan binding; oligosaccharide binding
Source: RefSeq, a predicted model, not a curated record